GGGGGCGAGCUCCAAGAGCUGAGCAUGCGCACAAAAGGUACAACUUGCCCUUCCGGUCACAGCAAAAGCUCGUUAGAAACCCAUAAAUACGCGCUGCGUGAAUAAAUACAAUUAGAACAAUACACCAGGGGCAGGCGCAUGCUCCAAGCCAAAGUGUGAUGCACCCACCAGCUGCCGGUCAAACAAGUCAAUCCAAGUCCAAUCUGCUCGUACACAAAGCAAAUUUAAGAGGAUGCGGCUAGAGCUUCCGGGGCCGGUCCCACUGCCGCUCCGCAGUGGCCAGCUCUCUCUGUUGCGUGAACGGUCCCAAGGCUGCUCAGAGAACGUACAGAAUCCAAAUGACCACGAGGCGCCCCGGAGUCGGAGCCCUCGCAUCCUCCAGCCGCUCCGGUCUGUUCUGGGUCUUGCCAGCCACCUCCACCCGGCGCUGCCUCUCACUAAGUCUUGCCGUGUCCCAGGCUUCACACCCAGCACAGAGCCCAGUUCAGGGCUUGAACUCACAACACUGAGAUCAAGACCAGGGCUGAGAUUGAGAGUUAGAUGCUUAACCAACUGAGCCACGCAGUGGCUUUGGAAUUGGACAAUGUGUGGAGACUCGAAGAAACUUGAGGUUCAUGAUAGAAAAAGCCCAAAAUGCCUUACCUCACUGUUGCAGAAACAGAGAUUUGAAAGGCUGCUUGUGGUAAGGGCUCAGAAGGAGGAACACGUCAAGAGCAACUGGAAGAAGGUCGUGUCCAGAGAGAGGACGAGUUGCCCCAACAUAGGCUGGGAGCUGCAGGGACCUCCCAGGCCAGAACUUGGCGUGAACCAUUGGUGGAGAGUCCCCUGGAAGAGGUGACACUUCCCAGCUUCCCUUUGUGGCCCCUGACUUGACCUGAUGGCACAGGGACAGAGACCAGUGCUUGCUUUUCAGAUGGAUUGCUAUACGGGGGUGACAGGCACCAUCUACGAGUACGGUGCCCUCACGCUCAGUGACGGGGACUACAUCCAGUUCAAGCAGUACGCGGGCAAGGUCGUCCUCUUCGUCAACGUGGCCUCCUACUGUGGCUUGACAGCUCAGUAUCCUGAACUGAACGCACUUCAGGACGAGCUGAAGCACUAUGGCGUGGUCGUGCUGGGCUUUCCGUGCAACCAGUUUGGAAAACAAGAACCAGGAAAGAACUCAGAGAUCCUUUCUGGGCUCAAGUAUGUGCGUCCAGGUGGCGGCUUCGUCCCCAGCUUUCAGCUCUUUGAGAAAGGGGAUGUGAAUGGAGAAAACGAACAGAAGGUCUUUACCUUCCUGAAGAACUCCUGCCCUCCGACCUCGGAUCUUUUGGGCUCACCAGACCAGCUGUUCUGGGAGCCCAUGAAGGUCCACGACAUCCGCUGGAACUUUGAGAAGUUCCUGGUGGGGCCCAACGGGGUCCCUGUCAUGCGCUGGUUCCACAAGGCUCCCAUCAGCACCAUCAGAUCGGACAUCCUGGAGUAUCUGAAGCAGCUAUAAACCAAGUAGAAAGGCCCAGAGGCCGUCAGAAAAAGCCACCUGCCUCCCACCUGAAGGACGUGGUUGAACACUGGGUCCAUCUUUGCUCCACAUGCCUUCCUACCCAGCGUCCCUGUGACCCCGCCAUCCUGGAUAUGAGUGCGUGUUGGUGUGCGUGUGCUGGUGCGUGUGCUUGAGAACAAGGCAACGAAAACCUAUCUCCCCAGCUCUCUGCUCCCCGAAUAUCAGGUUUUUUCCACUGCAUUGCAAAGGAAAAGCAGAUUUCCGGGUAGAUGGCUCAGACUACCAAAUAUCCCUGAAAAAGGUGAUCCCCAGGAGUUCUGGCGUCUGUCCUUCCCCAUCCUGGAGGUUUGAAGAAAGCAGGAACUGGCAGCAAGACCCUCAAGACCCCCUUCAUAACCUCUCCUGUCCUUGAAGAUAGCCCUGGGGUGGAAGCUCUUCCUCUCCCAAGUGAGGCCUUCUGUCCCCCACACCCUGCACACUCCUACAGGGCCUCUGAAGUCCGGGUGAGGGUGGAAACCUGGGGUCCCUGAAGGAAGGCAACGCCCUGUUGGGGGCCCCCGGCCCCUCUGGGUUGGACCUACCCAAGCUUACUUGGUCCCUGUCCCUUAGUGGUUCCAGGGCAGGGAUGUCCCUUCAUUCUGAACUUGGGGCUUUGUCCUCACCCUGAGCCUCCCCCGCCACACACAUACCUCUUCUCAUCACUGACUCAAAUAAAGGAAAUUCUGCAGCAGAGUUGGUUUCCCGAGGUGUCUCCCCGCUCCCGGAUUACAUCCCUGCACCCUCAGUAUUUUGUGUUUCC
Messenger RNA from Panthera uncia (snow leopard), 2285 nucleotides. RefSeq names its product glutathione peroxidase 6 (gene GPX6). Bases 878 to 1483 code for a protein of 201 amino acids. The record is from RefSeq and is a predicted model, not a curated record. NCBI's taxonomy places the organism in Eukaryota, Metazoa, Chordata, Mammalia, Carnivora, Felidae. The transcript is spliced from 9 exons. Gene Ontology annotation, biological process: response to oxidative stress. Gene Ontology annotation, molecular function: glutathione peroxidase activity.